Heterocephalus glaber (naked mole-rat) is the source of this 3684-nucleotide messenger RNA. RefSeq names its product phosphatidylinositol transfer protein alpha (gene Pitpna). Lineage: Eukaryota; Metazoa; Chordata; Mammalia; Rodentia; Bathyergidae. Gene Ontology annotation, cellular component: cytoplasm. Gene Ontology annotation, molecular function: phosphatidylinositol binding; phosphatidylinositol transfer activity; phosphatidylcholine binding. The record is from RefSeq and is a predicted model, not a curated record. Gene Ontology annotation, biological process: phospholipid transport.
GUUGCCGCAGAGACGCCCCGCCCCCGCGCGGCGCUGCGGAACCGGAGCUCCGGGCGGCGUCGGAAGCAGCGCGGGAGGCGGCGAGGCCGGGACGGCAGCAGCAGGCGCGGCGAUCGCAGCGAGAGCGCGAGAGCGGUGGGGACGGAGCAGACCACGACGAACGCGCACAGGCAGCCGGACCGGGCCGGGCCACUGGGAGAGCGGCCGCCGGGAAGCGGGCGGGAGGCCGGGCGGGCAGCGGGCAGCCGCCGAGCCGCGAAGCGACAUGGUGCUGCUCAAGGAGUAUCGAGUCAUCCUGCCUGUGUCUGUAGAUGAGUAUCAAGUAGGGCAGCUGUAUUCUGUGGCUGAGGCCAGUAAAAAUGAAACGGGUGGUGGUGAAGGUGUGGAAGUCCUGGUGAACGAGCCCUAUGAGAAGGAUGGAGAGAAGGGCCAGUACACACACAAGAUCUACCACUUACAGAGCAAAGUACCCACAUUCGUUCGAAUGCUGGCCCCCGAGGGAGCCCUGAAUAUACACGAGAAAGCAUGGAAUGCUUACCCUUACUGCAGAACCGUUAUUACAAAUGAGUACAUGAAAGAAGACUUUCUGAUUAAAAUUGAAACCUGGCACAAACCGGAUCUUGGCACCCAGGAGAAUGUGCAUAAGCUGGAGCCUGAGACAUGGAAACAUGUGGAACCCAUAUAUAUAGACAUCGCAGAUCGAAGCCAAGUACUUAGCAAGGAUUACAAGGCAGAGGAAGACCCAGCAAAAUUUAAAUCUGUCAAAACAGGCCGAGGACCCUUGGGCCCAAAUUGGAAGCAAGAACUUGUAAAUCAGAAAGACUGCCCGUAUAUGUGUGCAUACAAACUGGUUACUGUCAAGUUCAAGUGGUGGGGCCUGCAGAACAAAGUGGAAAACUUUAUACAUAAGCAAGAGAGGCGUCUUUUUACAAAUUUCCACAGGCAGCUGUUCUGUUGGCUCGAUAAGUGGGUUGACCUGACUAUGGACGACAUUCGAAGGAUGGAAGAAGAGACAAAGAGACAGCUGGAUGAGAUGAGACAAAAGGACCCAGUGAAAGGGAUGACAGCAGAUGACUAAAGCCACCCCUACCCUUUCUGCACUUUUUGCAAGACAGUGGUCAACAGGAAGGCCCAGCAGCUCCACCCUCCUGAGUGACAGGCCAUCUUCGGACGCAGCCUUUCUGUGCCUAUUCUUCAGGCAACUUUUGAUCCCUUACCGUAGCUAAUUAUAGAUACCCUUUAAUAUUGUGAACAAAUAGACCGUCCGGUAUUACAAAGCCCACGUGUGCAGGAGCCUGCUCCUCUGAGAUAUGUGGCGAGUAGGUUGCUGUAUUUACAGCUCCUCCCUCUCUCUCCAUUGUGUUCUGACCCAUUUCUGUGUACCCCCCAUCUUAUUUCUAAGUGACAUUUUUAGCCUUUCAAAAUAGCUGCCUUUUGUGAUGUGGUGAUUUAAGUUCCUUUGUUUUCAACCUUGAGAUAAACUGUAAUAUUUUUGCUUGCUGGGCAGAUCUUUGCAAUUUUGAGUGCUAACUUGGGGAGAGAGGAUGAGUUAGAAAUACAGAAUUCCUACCUUCCCAGUUCCACAGAAUAGCAAUGUGGCUCAUAACUCUGAACUCUGCUCCAGUUGUUAGAGUGCUCUAAGCACCAAGGAAGUAGCCAAGGCCCAGCCAGUCUCUGUUUAAGAUAAUUUAACAAAUAUGAAUAAUCCCUGUCCCAGUCUUUGUAUCUCUGGCCAUUGUUCUUAGAAACAACUGUAGCUUCUUGGCCCUCCUGUUGCCCAUUGUGUCUGAAUCCUUCUGCAGAGCCUACAAGGCACCCUGGUCACCUCUCCACCUGGAGGGACUUGUCCAGUGUGGCCCAUAGAAUUGAGUCUGUCCCAUAGAUAUUGAUCCAUCUGACCCCGAGGAGCCUUAUAUGUCCAUGCUCCUCUUCCCUUUUGGGCUGGUGCUGCCACUCAGCAAUAAUCCUCUUUUCUCUGUGCUUUCUUAGAUCCCUAUCCUCUGUCUUUGAGGUUGGUUAGAAUGCAAGAGUCCUGAUCUCUUCAUGCUGCACACAAUGAGCAUGCAAAAAGCUUUCUUUUCCAGCAGAACAUGUAACCUCUUGUCUUCAGUCAUUGGAAAGGAAUUUGAAGAAAAAGAACUCAGCUCAUCCUGCCCCCGUGCUGAGUUCUGUCCUGGACAAUCAAAAGCAAGCAGUGAUCAUAGUCUAGAAUUCUACCAAAGUAGGCUGGAGAAGUCCAGGUUCCAGGGGAGGAGAGGCUGCUGAGUGCCUCCUAGUUCCUACAACUUGGUAGAACCCGAGUAUGCCUUCCUGGUGGGAGAAUCUGAGACAGCUGCAGUGUCACCUGACCAUUCCCAAACCUUGCGAAGUUAUGUCAGCCUGAGCAUGCAGUCAUCCAGUCCCAUGCUAGCCUGGGUGCCUCUUGCUGAGAGAGACCAAAUCUCCCUUGGGAGAGCGAGAAGUGGGAUGGGCUAAUUUAUCCUUAUGAUUUUAUCAGUUUGUUUGCCUUACCUUACUCAUUUCUAAGUGCAAUAAGGGAGCGUCUCACAGGAUUGCACCUGGGACAUCCUAAUGGAUGGUUUCCUAUGGCCUUCCAAGAGCUGACAGAUUCAGACCCCUCAGCGUUAACUCUGACCUUCACUGAGGUCCCUUUGGAACCAGAGAUGUCCUCUUAGAAGCACUUUUCCUCUGUAUGUCUCCCCACUUUGCUGGGUCCUUAGUAAUGGACCUGGGCAUUCAGUUGGUGAUUAGCAUCUCAACUGCUGUUAUUGUGUAUUGGACUGGGAAAGUUGAAGAAGAGGCAUUCCUACAGGAGAAAAAUGUAAAUGUUUUCCUACAAGCUCUGUAUUACCUAUUAAUUAUAUUUGUGCUUAAAGAUGUUCCUUCUUCAUUCGUCAACUAGGUGAGUUAUCUUGGGAGAAACUGAUACUAUAAGCAGACAUUUGUUAACAUGGGGUGAGGAUCAGAUGUUAGUCUCCUUCAGCUUUUCUUUGCGAUCCACACGUAUCAUAUCUGCUCUCAUGAGGGCUCACUCUUUAUCUACCUUUUCUCUGGGUCCUCCACUUCCCACUCCCACCCCAACUGAAAACAUCCGAAUGAGCUGAGCUACAGUUUCCUGAGAUGAGCCUGGAUCUGGGGCUCCUGGCCACAGGAAAAAGGAGGAACAAACAUUCCUGGUAUUCUGUUCUCACAGACUGUGUUGCUGCUAGGCAACCGUGUUGGCUUCUUUUAAGAACUCCAUCCCUCCUCACCCAUCCCAAACUGUCUAACACUCGGAGGGGCUUCUGAGCAAAGUCUCGGCUCCGAGGGGAGAAUACCUGAGGGUGCACCACACCCCUGCAGAGCAGCUGCUUCCUUUAGACUUCCAGAGACUGCAGCCCAGCUGAAAGCAGCAGUGCUUCUGCAUGAGGGCUUCUGGGCUCUGGCCUCACCAAGAGAGGGUGAGGGCAGGGUCAGUAUUGUGGGCAUGUGUCUAUCUUCCCAAGUUCUCCUUUUACAGUCCCCACUGGGACUCCCCGACUUAUUUUGGUUGGUUCCUAGUGCUACUUUUACAAACUACACUUUGUAGAAAUGAUUAGAUUACUUUAUUUAAUGUGAGUUUGUGCCUUUUUUGUCUCAAUCUUCCAAUACAAGUAUAUUGGGCGAAAAAGCAGUCUAAUAAAAUCCUAGACAGAGCUUUCUGGA